AGCUGCAAGCUCGUGGUUUAGCGGAAAUUUGUAUGAUAUUCUCCAGAUUGCAGAACUAAAGCAAUGGACCAGGAGCCAUCUACGUGGAUAAAAAAAGAGGAAACGGACGAAGUAAAAACACAGUUACGCUUCAUGGCCAAGAAAAUUUUCCAGUACUCAGUUUUGCCAAUCAGUGGCAACAUCUGCCCAGUGGGAGCGUGACAUUGGGAGGAUGGAUGCAAAUGAGGCAGUUCACAGGUCUUGUGGAACUCCAAAUACCACAGAUUAUCUAAAUGAGAAACUGAACUACCAGAGCUGAGGAGUGUGUACACUGGUUCCUGGAUAAGUUACACCCAAAGGCCCAAGUUUACCCAUUCAGCAUGAAUGUAAAAGAAGAGUUGGAGGAGGGUGUGAAUAAAGAGUCCAUUGAAGAUCCACUGGGAAUAUCAUGGUCCACUGAUUUUAUCAAGGAGGACCCUGAAUUAAAUUUGGAACCAAGUGUAACUGAGAAUAUUGUGGAAACCUCAACAAGAUACACAUCUGAUAGUGCAAGAUUGACUCAGUGUACUGGUGGGAGCAGUGGCAUAUCAUGUGAAGAAACUUGUCACCAUAGACUGGUCCAGGAUGAGUUGAUGAUAGACAUGAAGUCAACACAAGAGUUUGGUACCAAUACAGAAGAUACGGCUGUUGAUAAGAACUGCUCAGUUGCCACGCGAUAUAACUGUAGUAUGUGGGAAAAGGAAUUACAUGUAUAUAGCUGUAAUUUCUGCCACCAGAGCUUUCCUUCAAAAUACAGAUUCAUAAAGCAUGUGUUUAUGCACAUUGAUGGCAUGGAACCACCUUCGUAUGUUUGUAAGUGGUGUGGUGAAGUAUUUCACAGUAAUGUUAGUUUGAAAAAACAUUUGAGAAUGAGUGAGAACUACCAUUUCUCAACUGCAGGCAACCAUGAAAAAUAUGGCUAUAGUGAUGAGCAUCAAAGCACUAGCUUCUCGGAUAGUGAGCCAGACGUUUCUGUCUCAGAACUCAAGCUGAAUUCAUACAAGGAAACGUGGAAAGCUGCAAACAAGUCUGCUAAUGACAAAGGUAACACAAUUAUGACAAAUGAUACAGAGGAAACCAAUCAUUAUGGAACUUUAUCUACAACUGUUAAUGUCAGUUUCCAGGGUAAUCUACUUACUGCAAACAGAACCCACAAAUGUGAUAUUUGUGGCAAAUCUUUUGCUCGUGCAGGCAAUCUCAAGAAACAUGGAUUAAUUCACACUGGAAAGAAACGUCACAAAUGUGAGAUUUGUGACAAAUCGUUUACCCAGUCAAAUAAUCUCAAGACACACACAUUAAUUCACAGUGGAAAGAAACCCCACAAAUGCGAUAUUUGUGGGAAAUCUUUUGCGCUGUCAACUUAUCUCAAGAGACACGCAUUUAUUCACACUGGAAAGAAACCUCACAAAUGUGAGAUUUGUGACAAAUCGUUUACCGAUUCAGCUAAUCUCAACACACAUACAUUAAUUCACACUGGAGAAAAACCUCAUAAAUGUGAGAUUUGUGACAAAUCGUUUACCCAGUCAGCUAAUCUCAAGACACACACAUUAAUUCACAGUGGAAAGAAACCCCACAAAUGCGAUAUUUGUGGGAAAUCUUUUGCGCUGUCAACUUAUCUCAAGCAACACGCAUUUAUUCACACUGGAAAGAAACCUCACAAAUGUGAGAUUUGUGGGAAAUCUUUUGCUUUCUCAAGAGAUCUCAAGAGACAUUUAUUAAUUCACACUGGAAAGAAACUUAACAAAUGUGACAUUUAUGGGUAUUCUUUGGCUUUCUCAAGCGUUCUUAAGAAACUUCACACUGGAGGGAAACCUCGUAUUUGUGGGAAAUCUCAAGACACGCACAUUAAUUCACAAAUGUGAAAUUUUUGACAAAUCGUUUGCCCAGUCUGGUUAUCUCAAGAAACAUACAUUAAUUCACAGUGGACAGAAACAUCACAAAUUUGACAUUUGUGGGAAAUCUUUUGUUAGGGCAGGCUAUCACAAGUAGUGAUGGGGAUCUCGUGAAUGAGUCGUUCAAAUGAACGCUUCACUACAGUGAAGUGUGAACUAACCACUCAAUUUCAAUGAAUUGGUACUUCAAACUCUUCACAGAUAACACACUCCACACUUUCUUCAAGUUCACUCACUCUCUUCCCCUCUCCCUCAUCCCAUUACAUCGGCGUUACGUCACUCAUUCUCCCUUCACUUCAGUCCCCCCCUCUACUGCCUGUCGAUGAAUCGCGCGGCGUUUGUGGGAAACGAUAGGUUUUGGGAUUGUGGAGGUGAGGGGCAGGGAGAAGGCAGCGUCAGCUGUGUGAGCACACACAGCCAACAUGAAAACAAAAGUUGUGUUAAUAACACUGAAAGACGGAUUUUACCUGAAAUCGUACCAAUUACUACAGAUGACAGUUUACGUUUUGAAUUUGGGGGGUUAUAUUAUUCUCAACAAAAUAAAAUCUACAGGAAAACUUCUGAAUAAUUACUUAACGUAGAUAUAUAGACUUUGUGACAGUGGUAAACAUACUCUAUUUUGUAAUCAAAAUAUCCACGGGUGUACUGCCGGUCUACAGUGUCCAACGGGCACUGUAGACCGGCAGUACACCCGUGGAUAUUUUGAUUAUCAAAUACGCCGGGAGAAACUUGAGAAUCAUAUACUCUAGUUUGGAUUAAAUUUUAAAAGGAACAUGAAAUUGGACUGCAUUUUGUUGGUAGCCCUAGUUUUUCAGUCCAUGAAUACAACAAAUAAUGUUUCACUUGGCUGAUAAAGACUUUUUCGGGCGUUUCAUGAGAAAAUGUCGAGCAAGAUUAAAUGUAAUACCUUCUUUUAUGUGACAGGCUUCUCUGUUUAUCUUUCCUUUGUCCCCUUCGACCACACUCUAUUUAAGUUAGCUCAGACGCUGUCAGAGCGUAAAACGUUGUGUGCACGUGACUGCAUAGUUGGCCAUCUGUUGGUAAAAUUAUGAAGUAUUACGAACCUUUAUUGUACGAGCGAGGCGAAGCGAGCGUAGCGGCGAACUGGGCAACUUCGCCAGGCUUCCGUACUUUACGAAUGAACUACUUCAUUUGAACGCUUCACGGCAAAGAGUGAAAUGAAUGAAGUAGUUCACGGGAAUCAACAAGUUCGACCCAUCUCUAAUCACAAGACACAUCAUUCAUACACACUGGGAAAAGACCUCACAAAAGUGAUGAAGUGUUCAUUCUUAGAUCAGCUGAUUUCAAGACAGAUGCAUUAGAAUACAUUGAAAGGGGACCUCACAAAUGUGAUAUCUGUGACUAAAGUUUCACUCAGUUGGGCACUCUCAAGAGAUAUGCAUUACUUCACAUCAGAAAGAAACUACAAGCAAGUGGUAGUUUAUGUAAAUAGGUUUUCCUGGUUGGUGCCCUCAAGGCCUGUAAAAUAAUGGAUGAAGCAAGGGGUCAAUAAAUUAUAAUGCCUGUGAAAUAACAUAAAAAUCUAUAAUUGUGAAACAAUGUGUACUAUAGAUUGGUAACAGAUAAUGUGAUAAUAUAAAAAUCAAUAUCUACAGCUUGGGACAUCAAGAAAUUGUAUUACUUAAUACUCCAGAAACGGGACUCAAAUGUAUAUUUGUCAUCAACACUGCUGUUCUUUUCCUAUCAGUCUCGAGACAGGAAGAUUGUGUAUUGUGAUAAAACCAUGUGUGUGUCAGUAAUCAUAGGUACCAUGCAAUAUUCAGGCCAAGGAUGUGUGAUGACUUGCAUAGUCAUCAUGUAUUACUUGUAUUUUAGAAACAGUGACAGUAGAAAUAUAUUAAUGGCACUUCCUUCAUUCACGCUAAUACACUCAACACUGGAGAAACAUGGUUAUAACAAUUAUUUCACUCAGAUAUGUUUUCUCAAGAGAUGUCAUUAAUAGUAUGUACAUUUAUGUUCUGUUAGUACUAAUCCUGUAUCAGUAAACGUAAAAACAAAUAUAGCAACGUGCUUAAUAGCAUGUUUGACCACCUUUGGAACACAAUACUUCGACAGUUCUACAUGAUAUGGACUUAACAUGUCAUUUAUGUGUUUCGGGAUGUAUGUUAUACCAUUUGCAUUCCACAUGUUCAGAUCAGCUACAUGGUGUGGUCAAGAUGUGUUAGGUACCAUGCUACUCAGACCACUGUGGAGUCAUUCUGCACAUGUGACAUGGACAGUUAUCCUCCUGGAAGAUGCCUUCACCAUGGGAGAGCACAUCCAGGCAUGAAGCAAUCUAUGCAGUGGCUACAAAGGUCACAUAGUCAGCAACUGUCAUGAUCUCUUCAAUUACUACCAGAUCUCCCAAACGAGCCCAAGUGACUGUCCCCAUGGCAUAAUGGGCUCUCCACCUGGUGCCAUUCACCUAGAUAUAGCAUAUCUGGAUGUGGCAACUGACCUGGUGUAACAGGAAAUGUCAUCCAUCCUGACAGUUGACAUUUGCGUUGACCUUCAUUGUAGCCUCAAUGAUCCCUGCAGUUGCAAUUGAACAUUUUGGUGGAUUGGUAUGGAAACACACAGUUACCAUAUGUUGUGGAGCCCUAUGUUCAACGAUGUACAUUGAAUUGUGGGUUCAAACCAUGCAUGGUUGCUCAAGCAUUGUUUUCCAUAAUUAGAUAUGCCACAUGUCCAGCUUCACAGAGCAGGCAAGCCUCUGACCUCCAUGAUUUGUGAUGGAUAGGUGUAUUACAUGUUUUCAUAAGGUUAUCGAUUUAUCACCUUUCAGCCACUUUCCACAGACGUUCACAACAGUAGCAUAGAUCCAGCCUUCCAGCUUCACCACUUUUAAGGUUCUAGUUCCCAACUGCAAUGGCACUGUAACCUGCCCUUUGCUAAAGUCACUUAUGUCAUUGGGUUUACAUGUUCAUGACCCAUGUAAUUGGUAGAACAAUUCCUUGUUAAUUUCUGGUCUGCUUAUAUACUUGUAAUCUGCUUAUUGCAUCAUGUAUGUACAACAUAUGGCAUUCAUUCUCCUCACGGGGAGUAUUCAUGACAUUUUUGCUCAUCAGUGCAUCUUCACAUAAAUGGGUCAGAUGCUAAAAUGUGUAAUCUAAUAAAUUCAUUGUUCUUGGCUGCCAUUUACACCAGUGCACAAUAGCUAUAUUUUUUGCAAAUUUUGUUUCACAAAGCUCUGUACAUGAUUGAGAGAUGAUGUAGAUACGUGUUAUGCACUAAAGCUCUUAAUUAUUUUUUCAGUUUGUAAUACCAUGUAAGUUCUACACAAAAUGAAAUAGGUAUACAAACAUUAGGUCUUAGGAUUUGAUUCCAGUUAUUCGUAUACACAAGAACAACACUUGGGAGAGCUCGGAACAUGAGUACUAAAUAUUUCCUGCAUUUUAUUCAAAGAUGUUUCCAUUGUGGUUAGUUUCCUUAAUGUGUGUAAAUAAACAUGACGUUUUUGGAAAUCUG
Molecule: messenger RNA, 5378 nt
Organism: Schistocerca nitens (vagrant locust)
Lineage: Eukaryota; Metazoa; Arthropoda; Insecta; Orthoptera; Acrididae
Product: zinc finger protein 43-like
Exons: 7
Coding region: 360-1880 (506 amino acids)
Biological process (GO): regulation of transcription by RNA polymerase II
Molecular function (GO): DNA-binding transcription factor activity, RNA polymerase II-specific; RNA polymerase II cis-regulatory region sequence-specific DNA binding
Source: RefSeq, a predicted model, not a curated record